This is a messenger RNA of Prunus armeniaca (apricot), 294 nucleotides long. Lineage: Eukaryota; Viridiplantae; Streptophyta; Magnoliopsida; Rosales; Rosaceae. The record is from the annotation of a GenBank genome assembly.
AUGAUGAUUUUGUCUUGGAGAAGAAGAAAGUCUACCCGCCACGCCAACAAGAAGAAGGAGUUUUUUGCUGGCGAGAAUUUGGACAUGGAGAUGGAGGAGAUCGCUGUUCCCACGCAUUUUCGAUGCCCGAUAUCUCUCGAUUUGAUGAAGGAUCCGGUGACGCUGUCGACGGGGAUGACGUACGACCGAUCAAGCAUUGAGAAGUGGAUAGAGACCGGGAACAGGACAUGCCCGGCAACUAACCAGGAACUCAAGAGUUUUGACCAAUACCAAACCAUGCACUACGUCGAAUGA